Molecule: messenger RNA, 1343 nt
Organism: Orbicella faveolata
Lineage: Eukaryota; Metazoa; Cnidaria; Anthozoa; Scleractinia; Merulinidae
Molecular function (GO): calcium ion binding
Source: RefSeq, a predicted model, not a curated record
UUCUGGGCUCCAAAGCAACCAAACGACUGGAACAACGAAGACUGUGUGCACACUCUUGGAGCGAAGCAUGGAUACACUUGGAAUGACGUACCAUGCAAUAAUUGCUUCAACUUUACUUGUUUUACAGACCUGGACGAGUGUAGCACUCACACCCAUAACUGUGACGUCAAUGCAGAUUGCAUAAAUACCGUGGGCUCAUAUUCUUGCACAUGUAAAGCUGGAUAUAGCGGAGACGGACAAACUUGCACUGACGUAGACGAAUGCUCUUCCAACUCUCAUAGCUGUGACGUGAAUGCUGUCUGUAGUAACACUCGUGGAUCUCACACUUGCACAUGCAAAGCUGGAUAUUCUGGAGAUGGCAGAUCUUGCAGUGCUGUAGAAUGUACAAGCUACUCAAGUCUGACCAGCGGUGACCGAAAAACCACGUACAUCACUCAGUCCGCUCAGUGUGACAAAAAUCUCAAAGGCUGGUAUCGGUUCCAAGGAGCUGCGGGAACUAGAAUGCCUACUUCAUGUCCACCUACAUACAGGUGUAACACUAAUGCACCCGGCUGGUUAAAUGGUGGUCAUCCUUUAGUGGCUGAUGGCAAAGUCACCAGGCAGGUCUGCUUUCACUGGAGUUCAAACUGUUGUCACUCGUCCACCAACAUUGACGUGAGAAACUGCGGCUCUUUCUAUGUUUACCACUUUCGUGGAACACCGGGCUGUAGCGGCUACUGUGGCAGUGACUAAUUGCCUCCCUCAGAUCUUAAUGAACUCCAGGUUUUGGAAAAGAUGCAUUUCUUAUACAAAUUACCUGAUUACCACAAUGAAUUUCCACUGGACAGUGAUUUAUCCGGUAGAUAAUGCGUGUUAACUAUUGAGAAUUGGAAGACAGUCACGCAAAAUCGAUUUUUCUAUUAUUUCGCCAAAACAUACCUUUGGGUGAACUAAUUCAAGAGAAAAUAGUUGUGCCACAGGUGUGGCACUGCUGGAAGUGGCUGGUUAAAUGGUGUACAUCCUACAGUGGUUGAUGGCAAAGUCACCAGGCAGGUCUGCUUUCACUGGAGUCCAAACUGGAGUUCAAAGUGUUGUUGGCAAUCCACCAACAUUGAAGUGAGAAACUGCGGCUCUUUCUAUGUUAACCACUUCAGUGGUUCAAAUGGCUGUAACCAUCGCUACUGUGGCACUCACUAAUUGCUUUCUUGAUAAACCUUGACAACGUCCGGGUUCUUAAUGAAUAAUGUUUGUGUAAUUUUUUGUUUUUUUGUUUUUGUUUUUGUUUGUUUGUUUGUUUGUUUAUUUGUUUGUUUGUUUGUUUGUUUUUUCACUGAUAUUAACAAAGGUAUUAAUAGAAACACACA